This is a messenger RNA of Macrosteles quadrilineatus (aster leafhopper), 5050 nucleotides long. RefSeq names its product kinesin-like protein KIF21A. The record is from RefSeq and is a predicted model, not a curated record. Gene Ontology annotation, biological process: microtubule-based movement; mitotic spindle organization. Lineage: Eukaryota; Metazoa; Arthropoda; Insecta; Hemiptera; Cicadellidae. Bases 438 to 4949 code for a protein of 1503 amino acids. Gene Ontology annotation, molecular function: microtubule motor activity; microtubule binding; ATP binding. The transcript has 30 exons.
CGUAGUACGUGCUUUCGUUGUUUAAUGUGUGUGUGCCGUUUAAUUUCUUUUGCGGGAGUUGUUUUAAUCGUUACGAGAUUUUUUAACCUCCGACAGAUAGUUUUAUAAUCUAUUUUAAAGUCUAAUUUGUUUUAAUUGAUCUAAUAGUACUUUUAAUUUGAUCCAAAUCAUAACAAGCUUUGAACUGCAGCUGUAAUGUUUGUUUAGCUUCUCUGUCAUGCCCGUAAUCGAUUUUGUGACAGUUGCUUACUUCUUCAAGUGAUAACACAAGCAUUAACCUAAACUUACUAUGAAUGAACUGUUCAAAUUGUUAAGAUGAUUUACCACGCUUGUUUCUGACGUGUUAGUAGGCCUACAAAAGUGAUGAUUAAAAUCUUUCAUCUUUAAGUUAGGUUAGCGGUGUCAAUUUUAGUGUUGUAAACAAACAACCCAAAACCAUGGCUGAUGACGAAUCAAGCGUUCGUGUAGCAGUAAGGAUCAGACCACAGAUAGCGCGAGAGGUGAUAGACAUGUGCAGAGUGUGUACGACAGUAACGCCAGGCGAGCCACAGGUCACUCUGGGCAGUGACAAGUCCUUCACUUACGACUAUGUGUUCGACAUGGGCCAGCAGCAGGAGAACAUUUACGAAACUUGUGCUCGGGGCUUGGUCGACGGGUCGCUGGAAGGAUACAACGCCACCAUCCUAGCCUAUGGACAGACCGGUUCUGGGAAGACGUACACGAUGGGGACUGGGUUUGAUGUAGACCUAGAGCCUGAGCAAGUAGGCAUCAUUCCCCGUGCCAUCAACCAUCUGUUUGACGGCAUCAACCGUGUGGUCCAACAAGCGAAGGAAACGGGGGAGGCUCCGCCACAGUUUAAGGUCUCUGCUCAGUUUCUGGAACUGUACAAUGAGGAGAUCAUAGACUUGUUUGACACAUCACAAGAUUAUACUCUAACAAAGUGUAAGAGUGGCAUCAAGAUUCACGAGGAUGCAAACCAUUCCAUCUACGUAACGGGAGUCACCUCUGUCAAUGUACACAAUGCGGACGAGGCAUUAAAGUGUCUUAGACAGGGUGCCUUGUCUCGUACGACCGCUUCCACACAGAUGAAUUCCCAGAGCUCUAGGAGUCAUGCCAUCUUCACACUCCACAUAAAACAGCAGACGGUGGCAAAACUGGAGAAGGAUGAGUCAGAGACUGAUGAGAACGACACAGGAGCUAGUCAAGAGUUUGUGACGCUCAGUGCCAAGUUUCACUUUGUAGAUCUGGCUGGCUCAGAGAGGCUCAAGAGGACAGGAGCCACCGGGGAGAGAGCAAAGGAAGGGAUAUCCAUCAACUGUGGACUGUUGGCCUUGGGCAAUGUUAUCUCAGCUUUGGGUGAUAAGAGUAAGAGAGCCCUGCACGUACCUUACAGGGACUCUAAACUGACUAGGCUGCUACAAGACUCAUUGGGAGGCAAUAGUCGAACCGUGAUGAUCGCUUGUGUCUCCCCGAGCGACCGUGACUUCAUGGAAACGUUGAACACACUCAAGUAUGCCAAUCGAGCACGCAACAUUCAGAACAAAGUGACAAUCAACCAAGAUAAAUCAUCUCGCACCAUCUCACUGCUACGCCAACAGAUACAAGAACUGCAACUGGAACUGUUGGAGUAUAAACAGGGUAAGCGAGUGGUGGGAGAAGAUGGGGAAGAGGCAGUGAACGACAUGUUUCACGAGAACACAAUGCUGCAGAAUGAGCUGAGCAACUUGCGGACAAGAGUAAAGGCAAUGCAGGACACCAUCGAUGCUCUCAGUGCCAAGAACAUUCAGCUGUUGGCAGAGAAGGCCACUGGAGCCUGGAUGAGCUCAGAGGCCGGUGCAGAAGGUGACAUGACGGAAAUGAUUCAGAGCUAUCUGAAAGAGAUCGAGGAGUUGAGAGCCAAGCUGGUAGAGUCUGAAUCCGUAUGUCAACAACUAAGGAGGAGUCUGGCCAAGGGAGUAGUGGGGGGACGACCUCCCCUGCCUACCUCUCCCUCCAACGGCAACGUAGACUCACUCAUAGCUCAGGCCAAGAGAGAUCUACAAAAAGACAUGGAAGCACUGGCUAGAGGCAAAGAGGCUCUCUCAGAACUGAAGAAAAAUGGAGCCAAUGAGGACUCUGAACAAGAGGAGAGCGAUGAAGAGAGUGAGUCUGAGACAGAGUCAGAAGAGAAGGACAGUGAGUACAGUCAAGAGUUGGCUGAGCUGACGUCCGAGAUCAACCUGAAGCAGAAGCUAAUAGAGGAGUUGGAACAUUCCCAGCGGAGACUGCAUUCUCUCAAGCAGCACUACGAGGAUAAGCUGCUGCAGCUUCAGGCCAAGAUCAGAGCCACGCAGGAGGAGAGGGAUACUGUGCUGGCGUCCUUCAGUGGUCAAAACAACCAACCAACAGAGAAGGUGAAGAAAGUCAGAGAUGAGUACGAGAGGAAACUCUGCGACAUGCAGAAAGAGGUGAAGAAGUUGCAGACGGCAAAGAAGGAACAUGCGAAGAUGUUGCGAAACCAAAGUCAGUACGAAAGCCAGAUCAAGACACUCCGUAAUGAGGUUAUGGACAUGAAGAAGGUCAAGGUGAAACUGAUCAACAAAAUGAGAGAAGAGACAGCAAGGCACAAAGAGAUGGAGACAAAAAGGAACAGAGAAAUUGCUCAACUGAGGAAAGAAUCGAGGAAAAGAGAAGUUACUAUCAAGUCACUAGAAGCAGAGAAGAGAGCAAAGGAUGUUGUCCUGAAAAGAAAGCAGGAAGAGGUUCUUGCUUUGCGUAAGGUUGCUAGAGGAGACCUGAGUCGUAAAGCUGCUGGCAGAUUUCCACCCAAACUCAACUCAUCCAGUCCUCGGCUGGCCAAACAGAAGUGGGCGGCUCUUCAGAAGAACAUCAACUCCGAGACUUUGUACAAGCAACAGAUAGCCAACUUGGAAUUGGAGCUUGACAGGCUGGUAGAAGACAGAAAGAGUCUAAACGAGCAAGUGACGGCUAAGGAGAGAAAGCUGAGUGAGUUGCGGCUGAAACAACCAAGGGAGAGAGUCCUCAUUAGAGAUUUGGAAGAAGAAGUAGAGUCUCUGAGAGCCAACCUGAAGUAUGUAGAAGACAGUAUCACAGAGUCUCAACAGAGCAUACUGCAACUGGAGGAGUCCAAGGAUAUUGGAGACUGUGCAGAACUAGUGUCAGGAAUGCGAGACCUAGGCGAAGCUUCAUACAUCAUAGAGAAGCUGUACAACAUGACCGUGUUCCAGAGCUACAUGGCGUCUCAGAAAGAAGCGGCGUUACAUGAGCUACGGGCCAGACAAGAUCAGUUGGAGAAGGAAAGUGAGACGCAGAGACAGUUGUUGGAGCACAUUGUUGGAAACCCGUCCAAGGAGCGGCCACCUAACAGUUCUAACAGUUCCAACGCCUCCUCUAGGUCUCCCUCCCCAACUGACAACUUGAACGGAAACACGUUCCUAAGUGUCAAUCAACAUCACUCUAAGUCUGAAAAGUAUAGGAAGCGUACAGCUCCAGUCGAGGAACUUUUGUAUGCCAACGUGGAGAAGAGAACGAUAAUUCCGUCCUUGUCACCGGAACAUAUGCCUCCUCCCGCGCGGGCCCUUACUAGGGUUCCCAGCGCGCCAACAUCGCUCAAGACGCUGAGUGUGAAGCCAGAACCACCGGUGCCAUCGCCGGUGCUAGGUAGAAAGGCACUUGCGCGCCAAGACUCCACUUCCCCCCGUCCUGUGAGGAGAGGCACGUUUGUGUUGCCCCCCGGCACGUCUCUGGCGCGAUCGUCCUCUACGUCUACCUCAAUGGAGCAGGGGCUAGAUGUGAGUCCGCCGUCGUCACCACCGCCUUACCGCAGAGCUACGAGCAGAGAUGAGAACGUGUUCUCACGCCUCACUUCCAGCACGAUGCAGAGUAAUGACACGCAGAUGGGCAACGGAAUCAUCACCACCUACCAGGGCAAGGUUGGCCUGAGAGCUCCACUGGUGUGUACACAUGUGGCUGAAGGUCACUCAAGAGCCGUCCUUGCAGUCGCAGCAACAGACGAUCUGCUCUUCACAGCAUCCCGAGAUCGUACAGUAAAGGUGUGGGAUCUGACUGAGGGUAAGGAGAGUCAGACACUAGGAGGUCAUCCCAACAAUGUGGUGACUGUCAAGUAUGACCAAGAGACCAGACUAUUGUACAGUGUCUCCACAGCUUAUGUCAGGGUGUGGGACUUGAGGACAGCCAAGUGCAUAAGGACACUCUGCUCGUCUGGGUCCAGCACCAACGGUAUCAUCAGUGGACAGCAGAUUCCUAGCGGAGAGGCUCAGAUGAAUGAUAUCGCGCUCAACCACAAUGGUCGCAUACUCUACACAGCUGCAUCUGACCGGGUCCGUGUCUGGGAUGUCAGAAAGUUUGCCGUGACGGGGAAGCUCAGUGGAGGUCACCAAGCGGCCGUCAUGUGUCUUGCCGUGGGUAAACUGAGCGCUCACGAGGACAUUGUUGUCACUGGGUCUAAAGAUCACUACAUCAAAGUGUUUGAGGUGGCGGGAGAGGAAGGGGGAACGUUUUCACCCAGAGUGAACCUGGAGCCCCCGCACUACGACGGGAUACAGUCACUGGCCAUCCGAGGACACGAACUCUUCUCUGGCUCUAGAGACUCCAUCAUCAAGAAGUGGGAUUUGGACAAGCAGGAGCUCAUCACGAGUGUAAGCAAUGCACACAAGGACUGGGUGUGCGGCCUGGCCUACAUCCCCGGUCAGCCGUUGUUGGUGUCCGUAUGUAGAGGAGGAGUACUCAAACUGUGGAGCAGCGACAACUGUCAACUACUCGGAGAGAUGAAGGCUCACGACUCACCCAUCAAUGCCAUCACCACCAACAACUCACAUUUGUUCACAGCGGCCAAUUGUGGCGAGGUGAAGAUCUGGAGAGCCCCGCAGCUGCCCAACAACAAUCCGAUGACAAUGUCUACAGGCCGGGUCUUUCAACUGUCCGUCUGAAUUGCUUUUGUUUCUGUUACAGUAGAAUAUGGAAGUGCAAAAAAGGAUUUUGUUCUUUUUGUCUGGUAAUGGUUCUUUGUUAAACUGUAUUUUUUGCUCUA